CUGCUAUUCUAGAGAUUACGUUAAUCCUACUCAACCUCUUAGCUGUCAGCUGAUUGUCGAGUUGGGAGAAAAAGAAAACAUAGCCAUGGCGGCAGAGAUUCAUUCGAGGCCUCAAAGCGCAAGACCAGUUCUUCUAAAUAAGAUCGAAGGACACUCUGACGCGGUCAAUGCUGCAGUUUUGAUACCGAAAGAGGACGGAGUGAUCACUGUUAGCGAGGACAGAACUAUCCGGGUAUGGCUGAAGAGAGACAGUGGACAGUACUGGCCCAGCAUCUACCACACGGUCUCCUCGCCGUGCUCCUGUAUGUCGUACCACCAUGACAGCAGGCGCAUCUUCAUAGGGCAGGACAACGGGGCCAUUGUGGAAUUCCUUCUGUCUGAAGAUUUCAACAAGAUGAACCAUGUGAAGACCUAUCCUGCCCAUCAGAACCGUGUGUCAGACAUGGUGUUUUCUCUGGAGAGCGAGUGGGUGGUGAGCACCGGACAUGACAAGAGUGUGAGCUGGAUGUGCACCCAGAGCGGCAGUAUGCUGGGACGCCACUACUUCGGCUCCUGGGCCUCCUGUCUACAGUAUGACAAUGACACCCAGCAUGCCUUUAUAGGGGACCACUCAGGACAGAUCACCCUGCUGAAACUGGAGAGACAGACCUACUCCACCGUCACCACACUGAAGGGCCACGAAGGUAGUAUUGGAGCUCUUUGGUGGGAUCCUGUUCAGAGGCUUUUGUUCUCAGGAGCGUCUGACCACAGUGUCAUCAUGUGGGACAUCGGGGGCCGCAAGGGAAGAACACUACUGCUCCAGGGACACCAUGAACGAGUGCAGGCGGUGCGCUACCUGCAGCUGACUAGACAGCUGGUGUCCUGUUCUGCAGAUGGGGGCGUCACAGUGUGGAACAUGGACACUCCCAGAGAAGAGGCUCCUCAGUGGUUGGACAGUGACUCAUGUCAGAAAUGUGAGCAGCCUUUCUUCUGGAACGUCAAACAGAUGUGGGACUCAAAGACCAUUGGGCUUCGGCAGCACCACUGCAGGAAGUGUGGCAAGGCGGUGUGUGGGAAGUGUAGUUCCAAGCGCACUACAUACCCUGUGAUGGGCUUUGAGUUCCAGGUGCGAGUGUGUGACACCUGCUACGACACCAUCAAGGACGAGGAUCGCACUGCGUUAGCAACGUUCCAUGAGGGGAAGCACAACAUAGCCUUUAUGGACAUGGACCCUUCCAGAGGCCUGAUGGUGACCUGUGGCAGCGACCGUGUCAUCAAGAUAUGGGACAUGACGCAAGUGGUUGGCUGUAGCAUAGCAACAGGCUUUUCCCCACGUUGAUUAACCCCUGCCCCCGAUCGGCCCCCAAACUCUGUCCUCUGCACUACUGACAGGUGUCUCUGUCCUUGGGACCUCUGUUGCAAUGACAACUCCUCUGUCUCAUCCUUCUGGCUCCUCUUCUCUGUCUGGCUGCUUCUGUUCUCUCACGUCUCACUGGACGUUUGGAUGAAGAUACGUGUAUGCUGUGUAAGUGGGUGUUUACUAGUGUUGGUAACCCUUCGCUUGAUUUGGUGUCAGUUUUGUACGAGAGAAGUUAAGUCUCAAAUGUGUCUCAGGUCUAACUUCCAGUGUGUACCCGUUCAGUGGAGCUCCAAGCACAAGGUUCUAGCGUGCGUGCGUGCGUGGAAGGAGCAGUGUUGGUGUUUUGUGUUGACGUAUGUUAGACUUCUGUCAGGUUUCUUUGACAAAGUGGGUCACACUUCUCUUGCACUGUAACAUUGGACUGCUAACACCCAUCAUCCACAAUGCCCUGCCCAACAGACACACAGGGCUCUCCUAUUGGCUGCUGACUUCAACUUUCUACAUUUGAAAUAUUGCAAAUACUAACCAUUACAACACUGCUUUUAUAUAUGCAUAGUGUGUACAGUAUGAGAUGCAGUGUACUUAUCGCUGUAUGUCCCGCAAUGAUCAUGAGGUCAGUUUCUCUCUUUCUCGCUAGUCCUUUUCUUUCCCCCUCUCUCUUUCUUGUUCCCUCUUCACUAGUUGGCCUUAAACUCACUUGUUUGUCUCAGGAGGAGGAGAUGGAAGAGUCAUUAGCCGGCAUGGCUGUAUGUGCCAGAUUGACGCUCGAGCCGUCGGCAUGACAACCCUUGCCGAGCCGUAGGCACAGCUGUUCUCCCCCAGACAUUGUCCAACUUCACCUCAGACACACCUAAAACAUCUUUUGUCAAUUUUCUGUACGGAUAUCACUUCUAGUCCUGAUAACCAAGACCCCAUACUCUAUUGCCUUUGCGAUAAGUUACAAUUAUUUUGCGUAUAAUGAAAACGGUGUAAGGUUUUGAACAAGAGGUUUUUGUUUGGCUUUUGCUCUAUUUAGACAGGCACUUAGGUACUGAAAUGGUACUGUAUAAAAGUCAAUGUAGCACUAGUUCCCAUGCACGCUGAUGUUUUACACUGUUUCUUCUCACUGUGGGUUUGUGGGUAAAAUUAGAAGCUGCUUGCAUUUCCUCUAAGGCCUUAAGAGAGCGGGACGCCCCAAGCCUUCUAGAACCUUCAAACUGUUCACAACUCUUCUCACACGUACGCACAUACACACUGCUCUGUAGCACAGCUGCAUUUUUCACUUAACCGUCACCCAUGAAUACUUAGCAUUCAACACUAUUGACUUGCUUCUAUUUCCCAGUCACUCUCCCGCUCUGUUUUGUUUCCAGAGCCCAAGAAGGUUCUCCACUGCACUGAAAUGCACUAAAUGUGGUUUAGAGAGCAGAUGUGCUGUGCAUUUAAAAAAAAAAAAAACGUUUUUGUAAGUUUGCAUUUUGGGGGAUUUGCUUCAUUACGGCUCGAUUUACAUGGCGUCCUUAAACUGGUAAAUAUUUGGCUAAUUUGUGGUAGGUUAGACUAACACUUGCCUUAAGGUAAAACUGAACAUGACGUGGGAGUUGUGAUUUUUUUCAAAUGUAAUCCCAUUCCAGGUUUGAUCACCUAGUGUAUAAUAUUUAUAUUUGUAGCAAUGUGUUUCUGGUUGUUUACGUCAUGUACACUUCAUGUAUAGGAUGACGGUGGUGAGUUCACACAGGAUGAUGUCACCGAGAAAUCUGUCACAGAUAUGCUUACCAUGUCAUGUCAGAAACAUGAUGACAUCUCUGGGAGACAUGUUUAUGUCACAGAGAGGUGUUGUCACAAAAAUGUCUUUAUGAUGUCAUCACAGAGAUACAGGGGUGUUCAUGUCACAGAGGGACAUGGUGAGGUCACAGAAGCGACAGGUAUCCUAGCGGUUAAGAGCGUUGGGCCAGUAACUGAAAGGUCGCUGGUUCGAAUCCCCGAGCCGACUAGGUGAAAAAUCUGUCAACGUGCCCGUUAGCAAGGCGCUUCACCCUAGUUGCUCUGGAUGAGAGCGUCUGCAAAAUGACUAAAAUGUAAAGUACAGUCAUCAGGGAUGUGCCGUGUUCUUGGGGACACUUUUACUACAGUACAAUCAAGGCUCAAGUUCAGCUUUUUUUUAAAUUGUGUUAGAUCAAAAGAAAUCUCUGGUGCUCUGUAAACAUGACCCUAACCUUAACCCUCUGCGUUAUAGAGGGUACCUGAGGUUAUAGAGGGUACCUGAGGUUAUAGAGGGUACCUGAGGUUAUAGAGGGUACCUGAGGUUAUAGAGGGUACCUGAGGUUAUAGAGGGUACCUGAGGUUAUAGAGGGUACCUGAGGUUAUAGAGGGUACCUGGGACAGUUAACUGGAGUCCCAGUGAUUUUUGCUCCCAACUAGAUGAAUUCCAUUAUGAGGAGUAACCAAGAGCCAGUAACGUUUAGAAGCUAACAUUUGUGAUUCCCUCCACAUAUUGUUCCCACCACAUUUGUGAUCAAUACUAUUCUCUAGGUAUGUUGGUUUGUAAUGAAGUAUAAGUCUGUUUGAUGGGUUGAUCCCAUGAAGAAGAAUUUAUAUACUUUUUACAUGAUUAGUUUUACAGUUAUUUGUAAUCUCUGGUUCUUUUCAUCAUAUGGUGGUCAUACAUGUAAUUUGACUAAACCCCAUCCACAUUUUCACACAGGUAUAAAAUAGUAAGAUCUCAAACUGGAGCUGUAUCUAGCAGAGGAGACUAGUGGGAGGAGCUAUAGGAGGACCGGCUCAUGGAAUUGAUGGAACGGAGUCAAACGUGGUUUCCUUAUCUUUGUGUUUAAAACCGUUUCAUUAUCUUUGUGUUUAAAACCGUUUCAUUUAUGCCAUUUCAGCCAUUCCUAUAGCUCCUCCCACCAGCCUCCUCUGAAUUCUACAGUUUACCUUCUCUAUUACUCUUUAACCUCUUUGUUGUCAUUUUGUCAUACUGCUCGUAAAUAAUCUUGUUUUUCCGACCAUUGUUGUAUAUCUUUAAUAAUUGUAUUUUUAAAGAGAAACUCUUGAUAAUAUUGACAGUACUGACUUUAGUCUCCAUGUGGCACUCUGUUCUGUCACGGUGAAGAAAGAAAUGAAAGCUUAAUAAAGAUAUCCAUUCAGACCUGUUA
Molecule: messenger RNA, 4470 nt
Organism: Salmo salar (Atlantic salmon)
Lineage: Eukaryota; Metazoa; Chordata; Actinopteri; Salmoniformes; Salmonidae
Product: WD repeat and FYVE domain-containing protein 1
Biological process (GO): positive regulation of toll-like receptor 4 signaling pathway; positive regulation of toll-like receptor 3 signaling pathway
Cellular component (GO): early endosome
Molecular function (GO): metal ion binding; protein binding
Source: RefSeq, a predicted model, not a curated record